Labrus mixtus (cuckoo wrasse) is the source of this 1940-nucleotide messenger RNA. Its product is annotated as claudin-15-like. Bases 244 to 918 code for a protein of 224 amino acids. Gene Ontology annotation, molecular function: structural molecule activity. Gene Ontology annotation, biological process: cell adhesion; bicellular tight junction assembly. Gene Ontology annotation, cellular component: plasma membrane; bicellular tight junction. Lineage: Eukaryota; Metazoa; Chordata; Actinopteri; Labriformes; Labridae. The transcript has 5 exons. The record is from RefSeq and is a predicted model, not a curated record.
AAGGUUCAAUAGAGUUGGGAAUAAAAGGGGAAAUCAUGAGUGGGCUAUUUGGAAUUAAUCAUUGAUUUGUAGUUUUCGCCAGCAUCUUAGCUCAUGGGUUGGUAGGAACUGUUCUGGCACACUGAGGCUGUAGGACGACCAAAUCCACACGUUUGUGAAGAUAGAUAACUCGGAUUGUCAAAUUUUUUAGAAAGUUUUUUUCUCUUUGGAUAACUUGACGGGGUUGGUCAGAAACAAGAAAAUAUGAAUGCAAUAGUAGAAGUUGUGGCUUUCUUCUUGGGGUUUCUGGCCUGGCUCAUGGUUGGUGUUGCUCUUCCAAAUCGAUACUGGAAGGUCUCCUCAGUGGAUGGUAACGUUAUCACCACAUCGACCAUCUAUGAAAACCUAUGGAUGUCCUGUGCUACUGACUCGACGGGGGUUCACAACUGCAGGGAUUUUCCAUCUUUGCUCGCACUUAAUGGUUACAUUCAAGCCUCUCGGGCACUCAUGAUCGCCGCCAUUGUGUUUGGGACGUUUGGUCUUGUGGCAACUCUCAUAGGAAUGCAAUGCUCAAAAAUAGGAGGAGAAAACUACAUCCUGAAGGGGAGGAUAGCUGCAAUUGGUGGAGUGUUCUUCCUUUUACAAGGGAUUUGCACCAUGAUUGCUGUGUCCUGGUAUGCAGCCAACAUCACACAGCAGUUCUUUGACCAGUUUUAUCCAGGGACAAAGUAUGAGAUUGGAGAGGGCUUGUACAUUGGCUGGUGUUCAGCCACACUCGCCCUCUGUGGAGGUUCCUGUCUGAUGUGUUCGUGCAGAUUCAAAUCUGACAAUGAAAAAGUGCCAUACCAAUACCAACCAACUUCCAGAGGACAUGCGCUGUCAGCCGUGGCAGCAUCUCAGUCAGCCCCAAGCCAUUAUGGGAGAAACGCUUAUGUCUGAGAGGCGACUGUGUCAGAAGAAAAGCCUGCUGCGUUGAAGUCAAUUGAACAGAUUGAGAGAAAAUGAGCAAUGAUUGUAUUCUGAAUGCAUCAUGUGAGGGCAGCAUUAACGAUGUAAAACAGGCCCAUGAUCACUGUAAAGUUUUUUAACAGCAGUAAACUUGAUUUGGGGAUAUAUUGGUUUCAUACGUUCUCAAACUUUAGUGAUGCAUGUGAGUUUUUGAUAUGGUCUACUUUAUAGCUAAACAAAACAAACUGCAACAUUUUUAAGUUUAAUACAACUCAGAAUGAGUCUGAGUUAUACUAUGGAUAUAUGCAUAUACAUACUCAUAUUAUAUGUAGAAUAUGGUGGGAAUUUUGAUAAAGGACUAAUUCUAUAACUUUUUUAUAUCCAAACUUUCAAAAUGUUUCUUUUAACUUAUUUUACUUUAUCCAGGAAUAGGACUACAUUGCACUCGACAUUCUCUAAUGCUUAGAUGACCUUAAACUCUUUUACGAUUGUUCUUAUGUCUAUGUUCCAAAGUGUACAUAACAAAAGUACACAGUGUCGUGAUUGUCAUGUGCCCUUGGUUGAGUAAGAUGUGUGUUGCAUACCUUUUGUAAAGGCACUCCUUGAGGCUAUGCUACAUGUAGAAUAAUCCUGACACCUGUAGUGUAAAUAACCAUUGAGUGUUCAUAAAGGUUAGAGGCUAAAAAAUCUAUCCUAGAAAUUUCCGCAAAGAACCUGAUAUAUAUAAACUGGCUUACUUCAUAUAAACAAGAGGUAUUUAAUAUUGUGCUGUUGUUUCUGUCUCAAGGAGAAUAUUCUGACUCUGUGACUUUUGGGUGCAGAAAACUUGAUGGUCUCUGUUGAAACAAUGUAAAAAAAAAAAGAAAAAAGAAAAAAGCUGUUCUAUGUUUUGUGCUUUUUAAUGUCUUUUGACACAUGUAUACUCAUUGUAAAUUGUUAUAUGGUCUCUUCUGGGUGAUGUGCUUCAGUAGAUUUUUGUUUGUUAUUAUACUCAAUAAACAUUAUGUCCAGUA